AUGAAGAUGUUCGAGAUCCAAAUUGGGCAAAUAGGCACUGCCAUCAGCAAUCUGCACCAGUCAGGAAAAUUUCCAAGCAAUACCAAGGUGAACCCGAAUGAGCAGUGCAUGGCUAUUGGGUUGAAAAGUGCAGCCACAUCUGAAGGCAACCAUGGAUCUCGUGAGAUGGGGGAUGAGUCAAAGCAAAACCACGAGGGGAGUCGACGAGUCCCACCUCCAUAUCAUCCCCCCUGGUAUCCCAUGUCGUUUCCCCAACGUCAUUACAAGAUCGUCGAUUUGCCGAGCGGGACUACACAAGAAUGGCCCAAGAUGCCCGAGGAUGAGAGCGCACCGCCGGUUGUGGAGGAAAAAGAUGAGGAGGUCACUGUUGAGCGCCAUCAGAAAGAGAGGAUGAAAGAGCGGCUCUCUAAAUUUUUAGAGAUUUUCAAAAAGGUGAAUAUCAACAUACCGUUGGUGGAGAUGUCACAGGAGAUGCUGCAAUAUGCCAAAUUCCUCAAGGACAUAGUCUCGCGCAAGAAGAAGUUGGGGGAGUUUGAGACCGAGAAGCUCAAUGAAGAAUGCAGCGCGAUUUUGCAAAGGAAGCUGCCAGCGAAGAUCAAGGAUCCGGGCAGUUUCACUAUUUCCUGCAUUAUUGGAGGCCAGCAUUUUGGGAGGUCACUUUGCGAUUUGGGGGCGAGUAUCAAUCUCAUGUCUUUAUCUGUAUUUCAGCAGCUGGCAAUUGGGGAGUUGAAGCCUACAUCUAUGAGGCUGCAGAUGGCAGAUAGUUCGGUCACUUAUCCACGUGGAAUUGUGGAGGACGUGCUUGUGAAGGUGGGGGAUUUUAUUUUCCUUGCCGAUUUUGUAGUUUUAGACAUUGAGGAUGACAACAAAAUUUUGAUGAUUUUGAGGCACCCGUUCCUUGCAAUGGGAAGAGCUUUGAUUGAUGUGGAGAAAGGAGAGCUCACGCUGCGAGUUCAUGAUGAAAGCCAAAUGUUCUUUGUUUAUAAACCAUGCCGCAUCUAUAAGGACGAAGUGCCCAAGAAAGCUAAAGAUCCGGGAAAGGUGAUCAGAAUACUAAGGGAGAAGGCAUGGCUGACAAGAUUGGAACAGAGCGCAGCUGGAUGCAGCAUAGCUUGUACCAGCCUCCUUGAAGAGUCUGCUGUUCUGUCAAGUUAA
Messenger RNA from Salvia miltiorrhiza (redroot sage), 1155 nucleotides. RefSeq lists its product as uncharacterized. Bases 1 to 1155 code for a protein of 384 amino acids. Lineage: Eukaryota; Viridiplantae; Streptophyta; Magnoliopsida; Lamiales; Lamiaceae. The transcript is spliced from 3 exons. The record is from RefSeq and is a predicted model, not a curated record.